Molecule: messenger RNA, 4461 nt
Organism: Synchiropus splendidus (mandarinfish)
Lineage: Eukaryota; Metazoa; Chordata; Actinopteri; Syngnathiformes; Callionymidae
Gene: dtna
Product: dystrobrevin, alpha
Exons: 23
Coding region: 1264-3627 (787 amino acids)
Biological process (GO): synaptic signaling
Cellular component (GO): plasma membrane; synapse
Molecular function (GO): zinc ion binding
Source: RefSeq, a predicted model, not a curated record
UGAGGUUAGAGCGAGUGUUUCAGCCUUCCAUCCAUUGGAAGACGGUUGUCUUCCAUACACCCGUGUGUUUGAAGGGCAGAGCGCGGUGUCUUUGUUGCGGAUCCAAGUCAGGCAUGUAGUUUGUUUGUUGAGCUUCACUUCCUGACCCAGCUGAUGAAGUGCCAAGCACGAGGCUCGGGGCCAAGUCCAGCACGCCAGGUCGGUUCAUGAGGCCCAGCCGGGUCCUGAACACCAGAGACUUGGCUCGAACCUAAAGUCACCUGCGACUUCAAGCACAGGUCUUCAAUGAGAAGAACAGGCGAGACGCCACUCCAAGUCAGGGCUGUGAUGCUGAAAUUACAAGGUCAGCAGAGAGUGGAGGAGACUGGUGAGGAGCAGCUGGUGAAGCUGCCGCGCUCAGAUUCUGCUGAAGGAACCGCAGAGACACAGCUCAUCGGCCGAGACCUCGUCCUCCAGCAGAGGGCAGGUGGCUUAUAUCCGCUGAGAUGGGGCUCCUUCUCCUGCCUGGAGCCACAGGCAUGGUCUGAAAGAGGCGGAGCCAUAAGUCCAGCGCCUGCUGGCAGGAACAUAAAUCCACUCCUCUGCUGGUUUCCAGCAACUUUCCCAGAGGCCUGGCGCCUCGGCAGUGGAAACCAUGGCGAUCAGCUGCCGGAGAAGAGAGCCCUUCCUGGGGUUCCGAGCCGCUGAAGUUAGUGGUGUAAAAAUAACCUGUGGCCCAUGGGUGGGAACAGCUGCGCUGCUCUGCCUGUGUUUGAAGGUCGGUUCUGCACAUCUGAGGAGACAGAAGUGAGCGCCGCGGUCUGACACCAUCUACCAUCAGAGGAGACAGCCUGACUCACACACAGCAUGCCACACCUGAGGAUCCUGCUGGUCCUCUGGGUCCAGCAACCUCUCCUGGCCCGGGGUCUGGAGCGCGAGCGCCCCCUGCUGAGAGUUUGUGUGCGUGACAUCAUUCCAGUGUGAGAGGACUUGCGUCCCGGUGCUUUUCUGGUGUCCUGUCAAAAACAUCUGUGAGAGACUGGGAGUAGAGCUGCUGCUCGCCUGCCAGUUGGUUGAUUUGGGAGGCGGGAACAGAGCUGGGUGGAGGCUCUCAGCCUGGACACGUCCCGCUGGCGUCAGCCUGGAUGUGGCCUGGCUGAAUGAGCGGGUGACGGCAGAAGAGCACCACCAGCAGAGGGCCGCGAGGCGGAGGGGGGUCUGCUGGGCCGGAGCCAGCUGUGAGGUCGGCGUCUGCAACCAGAGCGCUGCUAAAGCUGCGCAGGAAUGUCCAGCCUGCUCUCGCAGUUAAAGAUAGAGCCGGCGCUCCUUCUAAAGUCAGACGUGUUGUUGUGGUGUCGGCUGGCUGUCGCGAGGAGCAGAGAGCAGCGGACGAUGGUCCUGUGCCACAGAAUGACGCAGGACCCGGGGCGGAGUGGCCACACCAUGGCGGACAGACGGCAGCUCCUGGCUGAGAUGAGAGCUCAAGACUUGGACUCCAUACGCUUAUCCACCUACAGGACGGCCUGCAAGCUCCGAUUUGUUCAGCGGAAAUGUAACCUGCACUUGGUGGACAUCUGGAACGUGAUGGAGGCCUUCCGUGAGAACGGCCUCAACAGCGUGGAGCUCAGCGCCGAGCUGAGCGUGGCGCGUCUCCAGGUCUUGCUCUCCAGCAUAUUUCACCAGCUCAACAAGCGCAUGCCGACCACCCACCAGAUCAACGUGGAGCACUCCAUCAGCCUGCUGCUCCACUUCCUGCUGGCGGCCUACGACCCGGAAGGCCAUGGCAAGAUGUCGCUGUUUGCGGUGAAGACGGCCGUGGCAACCAUCUGUGGAGGGAAGAUCCUGGAUAAAUUAAGAUAUAUUUUUGCCCAGAUAUCGGAUGCCUCCGGGACCAUGGUGCCCUCGCAGUUCGACCACUUCCUGAGGGAGGCUCUCAAGCUGCCCGUGGCGGUUUUUGAAGGGCCGUCGUUCGGCUACACGGAGCAAGCCGCUCGGACCUGCUUCGCCCAGCAGAAGGAGGUCUCGCUCAACACCUUCCUGGAUACGCUGAUGUCAGACCCGCCCCCUCCCUGCCUGGUGUGGCUGCCCCUCAUGCAUCGCCUUGCCAACGUGGAGAACGUCUUUCACCCGGUGGAGUGCUGCUACUGCCACAGCCAGAGCAUGAUGGGCUUCCGCUACCGCUGCCAGCAGUGUCAUCAUUACCAGCUGUGUCAGGACUGCUUCUGGAGAGGCCAUGCCAGCGGUUCCCAUAGCAACCAGCAUCAAAUGAAGGAGUACACGUCGUGGAAAUCCCCCGCCAAGAAGCUGUCGCAGGCGCUGAGCAAGUCGCUGAGCUGCGCCUCUAGCCGGGAGCCGCUGCACCCCGUCUUCCCUGAGCUGGACCAGAGACCCCUCAACCUGCCUCACGUCGUCGACACCUGGCCGCCUCGACCCGUCAACAGCGCCGAGCACUCGCUCUCCCACUCCAUGCCGACGUCAGGGAACCCUUACUCCACCAAACACCAGGACGCAGGUGCUGAGCCGGAGAGGCCGCGGGCCGCUCCUCAUCUGCUGAAAGGUCGAGGGUUGAACUACAGCCUCCACGUGGCUGACAGGCUCCAGGACGAGCACGCUCUCAUUGGCCUCUAUGUGAACCUGCUUCAAAACAACCCCAGAACAUGUUUGCUGGAGGGCAGCGCCCAUCAAGAUGAAGAGCACAGCCUCAUCGCCCGCUACGCUGCUCGCCUGGCUGCCGACGCGGCGCAGCAGCAGAGGGUCCCUACAGACCUCCCGUGCUCGCUGGAUGCCAACAAACAACAGAGGCAGCUCAUUGCUGAGCUGGAGAGCAAGAACAGAGAGAUCCUGCAGGAGAUCCAGCGCCUGCGUCUGCAGCACCAAGAGGCCUCGCAGCCGCCUCCGGACCGGGCCCAGCAGAACCCCACUCUCCUGGCCGAGCUGCGUCACCUCAGGCAACGCAAGGAGGAGCUGGAGCAGAGAAUGUCUUCCCUGCAGGAGAGUCGCAGGGAGCUCAUGGUGCAGCUGGAGCAGCUGAUGAUGCUUCUGAAGACUCAGGGUGCCAGCUCCCCUCGCUCCUCCCCCAGUCACACCGUCAACAGGCCCAUCCCCACGCCCAUCCACUCGGACUCUGCCUGCACCACCCCGACACACACCCCGCAGGACUCCCUCCUGGGUGUGGGAGGGGAUGUGCAGGAGGCCUUUUCGCAGGGUCCAAGAAGAAACUUGAGGACCGACCUUCUCGUCGCGGCUGACUCCAUCACCAACACCAUGUCCUCCCUCGUGAAAGAGUUGAAUUCAGAGGGUGGCAGUGAGACUGAGAGCACCGUGGAUUCAGAGUUUGGCCGGAAUGAUUUUUUACCAACCACCUCUUCCGACUCCUUCUUCUCCUAUAAGACAAGGAGUGAGAGUGCUGCGGAGGAUCACUUUGAGAAGGAGCUGGAGCAGCGUCUGGAGGAGCAGCUGCUGAGGCACAGACAGGAUCCAGAGCAGACGUGUUUGGUGAGUGACGCUGCGCCCGUGACUGCCCUGCUCCGAGGCACAGGUGGGCAGCUGCUGAAGAGUGACAGCACUGGCCGCCUCCACCAAGAUAUUUCAGCCCCGCCUCCUCACGCAGGUGCAACUGUGAGCUGCAGCCAAGGACUCAGCGACUGAGCUGUCCAACACACCGCAGGUGCCAUAGACUCCCUUCUCUGGCAGAUUCUUUCCUUGACUUUUGUAGGCUUGUCCACAGCUGUAGCACCAGGACAGGUCACAUCCCGAUACAAGGCUUGGAAAAUAAACAUUUUCUAAACGUGUAUAGCUCUUCUGCGUGCCUGACCCUUCUGCUCUCCAAGGUUUGGCCAGUCUUGGCUCGUGCCACUCCAGGCUCUUCACCUGCAGGCUGCCAAUCCUUGUACGAAUCCAGGGCUGUUCUUCUGAUGGUGCUGUGCUUGUGUGGUCAUGGCGUUGCGUCUUGCUUCUGUGGCGGCCACUUCAGCCACUCACGCUCCCGGACAUGAGCGUGUUCUGGGUUAUUGACACCUCAGUGAGGCGGGCGAGGCUCACCAGCCGAUGGUGCAGUCUCAACACUCUCAGUGCCGUUUCAGGCAGCGGUGGUGGUGUCACUCAUUCUCUGUCCACUCCGGCCCUGCUUCAUCACCGAGGCGGCUGAGGUCUGGUGCUUUUCUCCCUGUCCUCAUUUUUGCCGUCACAUCCGCAGUGAUCAGAUCUCUAUUUUCCUCUGUGAACACACACACACACACCGGUGGAGACCUUUGGUAACUCGCUCAGCAAACGGCAGGUUGGGAUCAUGAGCGAGUUGGUAGCCGUGAUUCUCGCACGGUGAUGAUGCGUAAUAAAGUGUCGACAGAAUCUCUGUCUCCUUCUUCCCAGCCACGGUACCCUUGGAUGGGCUUGCUCAUUUAUUACCUGUCACAGCUGCACCCUCGGCUGCCUCCGGCCCAUCUUCCAUCAUCCAUCACACCCAGCGCAUCCGGCCGAGGCACC